Molecule: messenger RNA, 2262 nt
Organism: Catharus ustulatus (Swainson's thrush)
Lineage: Eukaryota; Metazoa; Chordata; Aves; Passeriformes; Turdidae
Gene: UBE3D
Product: ubiquitin protein ligase E3D
Exons: 10
Coding region: 1-1326 (441 amino acids)
Biological process (GO): protein autoubiquitination; proteasome-mediated ubiquitin-dependent protein catabolic process; protein polyubiquitination
Cellular component (GO): cytosol; nucleus; ubiquitin ligase complex
Molecular function (GO): cyclin binding; ubiquitin protein ligase activity; ubiquitin conjugating enzyme binding
Source: RefSeq, a predicted model, not a curated record
AUGGUCUCGAUGAUGUCAAAGGUCUGUUCCAGUGUCUGUGAUUCCAUGACUGCCCGAUGCCGCGCAGGCGGCGCUGUGGCGGACGGGCGGGCGGCGUCUCCGCGCCUGCGCCGGCGGAGAGCGGCCGCUUCCUGCGCGGUGCCCGGGGUGCUCCGCGCCGGCAUGGCGGGAGCGUUCCUGAUGGAGAUCAGGCGGGGGACGCAGAGCGCGCUGCUGGUUAUCCGCGCGGCGGCGGAGCUCCCCAGCGCGCCGGUGGAGGUUUCGGUGUGCGCGGAUUCCCUGGAAGUGAGGAGCGGCGGGAGCUGCGAUGCGGCGGCGCUGCCGGCAGGGGUCAGGCUGGCGCCGUCCUCGUGCCGCGGGCUCCGGCGCCUGCGCGGGGACGGGCUGCACCUGCGCGUGCGCCUGCGCGGCGCGCCGCCCGCCGCCGAUGUGGUUUCUACCUUGAGGGGAAGCCUGAAACCCAGCAAGAAUUACAUCUUUUACUGUCAGUCCUGUGGUGACAUCGUAGUGAAAGACCGGAAAUUUGUCAGAGUUCUUCCUCUACCGAGUGAAAACUGGAGUGAUUUAGUUGAAGAGUGGUGUUGUCACCCUGACCCCUUUGCCAGAAGCACUUUGCAUCCCCAGCAUGGUGACUGUUUUAUUGGAGACACUUUUUUCCUGUUGAAUUCGGGAAAUGAAUCACAUGUGCCUGAAUCUUCCACGUGCUGCUCAGAAGCUGGACAUGUUUCACAGAGUGGCUCUAACUUGAAGUCAAAAGAAAAUACCAGAGUCAUUUGUAAGCGCUGCAAGGCAAUUCUGGGAGAAACAGUUUCAUCAGAUACCAUUAAAUAUUAUGUCACUGAGGUGAUUAUUCAACCAACUGAUGGAAGUUUCAGUCCAACACCAAGGUCUCAGUUUGUACAGAGCAUAGUUGCUCAAUGUCUUUUGGAAUUAUCCUCUGCUAGAAGCACAUUUAGAUUCAUCAUAAAAGGAGAUAAUGGAAAAACCUAUAUUCUGAUAUGGCUUUUAAAUUCUGACACAUUACUGGUAGAGUCUUUAGGAAGUUCCUCCUCCCAGAGUGAUUUUACACUGUUUGGAGAUAUCCUCACACCUAGCUCUGGACCAGUGGGAACCUGGAAUGCUGUCAAAGUCCUUUACCAGCCAUGCAUUCAAUGCAGAAAUAAGGAGCUUGCUGAUGCAUGGGAAAAUGAUAUGGGAGUUCAUCCUUUAAAGUUUCCAUCAGAAACAUGUUUGGAAUUAUUGUUGAUACUGGGUUUGAGUACCACAUCUCUGCCACCUUCACUUCGAUGCAUGAACUCUUUUCAGGUUGCCUUUUUGAAGAUGUGAAGAAUGAAGAUACCUGUGUUGAAAGCUAUUCUUAGAUUCAUUUUCAGCAGAAAUGUGUACAGACAACUUCCAGUGGUGGAACUUCUAGAAGAAAAUCCCCUGGCAAUACAAAAGAAAAUGGGAUAGGGUGGGUGGGUGGGUGUAUUCUUCAUAUCUGAAUGUGUUUCAAAACCAAAGACAGAGUUGACUUUUGUAUCCAGUGCAUUCUUAGAUGUCAUUCCUGUCAUUCCUAUGGCACCCAGCUGGGAUGACUAUUACAAUGUCUUCACUGUCAAAAUGAAAUUCCCUAUGUGUCUUGUACUACCUUUGUUUGAUUGCAAUGUAUAUAUCCUCAGGAAAGUUCACAACUGGUAGCAAAUAUUUUAAAAUAUCAUGGAUACUAAUGUGAGUUCUUUGUUCUGGUGAAGUUAGAGGUCCAACUUUAAAACAUGAAAUACGUUUUUUUUGUAAAAAUUACAUUGUUGUCAUGUAAUUGUUUCUGCAUUAAGGUUUACCUCUCUGCUUGAGAGUGAUUCUACAUGCCUGCACAAUAUGUAGAUAAAAAAAAGAUAAGGUUUUUGGGGAAUCAAAAUUUUAUGGUUAUUUGGAAUAAUAAUAAUAAUAAUAAUCAUCAUCAUCAUCAUUAUCAUUAUCAUUAUCAUUAUUAUUUCAAGGAAAGUUAACAUGCCCUUUACUUAUUAAAUGAUCCUAACAUAGGAAAUGAUCCUACAAAGUGUUGGACACCUUGGUUUUACACAUCCAAAGACAAGGAGCUGAGGCCUCACAGCAUCCACUUUGGACAUAAUUUUUCAGUUAUUUUAGUUUUUCAGUAUUGAAGGAAGAACAAAAUUAUUCUGACUUUUGUAUUCAGGGACUAAGUUAUCUAACUCAAGGUAUUUUGUCUAUGCACCAAAGCUGAGUCAUUUUAUGAAUAAAAUAUUUUUCUAAAUUAGUUUA